AUGUCAGCGCCCCAUACACCCCAUACUCCAAGUCCUACAGGAAGCGUGGUAGGACCUCUAGAAAGCGGUGUGUCCUCCAACGGUAAUCAUAACGAGUCGAACAAGUCCGAAACCCAAUCUGUCAUGAAGGACGUCUACAACACUGAGAACGAGACACACUCUCCCACUAAGGAAGAGAUUGAAACCAACGAAAAGAAUCUCCAGCAGAGUGCUUCUUACUUGGGCCAACUAGUUUUCAAACUGAGGUAUAAGCACGACAAGAAUGCUCUCAUAGUGUCAGUGGUGCGUUGUCGAGAUCUGCCAGCGAAAGAUCCUAACUUAGGUUCUAGUGAUCCAUACGUAAAACUCCAACUGCUUCCCGAUAAGCAGCACAAAGUCAAGACCCGAGUCCUAAGGAAAACUAGGAACCCCGUCUACGAUGAAGACUUCACUUUUUACGGCAUAGGAUUUAACCAGUUACCUAACAUCACCCUGCACUUUGUGGUGCUAAGUUUCGAUCGGUAUAGUAGAGACGACAUCAUCGGGGAGGUUUUCUGUGCCCUCAACACCGUCGAUGUUACCCAGAUCGAGACCCAACAGAUGGCGCUUUGCAGAGAAAUCCAACCGAGGAGUUUGAAGAUACGGUCCCAAGGAAGAGGCGAACUGCUCGUCUCCCUCUGCUGGCAACCGGCUGCAAAUCGACUAACUGUCGUCGUCCUUAAGGCCAGAAACCUUCCCAAGAUGGACGUCACUGGUUUGGCAGAUCCUUAUGUUAAGAUCUAUUUGCUCUACAACGGACAACGAAUCGCCAAGAAAAAAACCCACGUGAAAAAGAGAACUCUUAGUCCCGUCUUCAAUGAGAGCUUCGUUUUCGACAUCCCACAAGGAGGUGAAGGUUUGGAAGCCGUUAGCCUGGAAUUCUUGCUUUUGGAUUGGGAUCGAGUAACAAAGAACGAGGUCAUCGGAAGGCUAGAAUUGGGCGGAUCAAAAUGCACGGGCACCGCGCAACAUCACUGGAACGAGGUCUGCAAUUCACCGAGGAGGCAGAUAGCCGACUGGCACAAGCUGCGGGAGUAAAACGAGGACCUUAGGGUAGCUUUUGUGUUGCUUGAAGUCAAUUCAAGUCGUUCCAAAACCGCAACACACCCACCACACAAGCAGCUUGUCGACAAGCACAUUAUUUCGGUUCUUAGACGAAACAAUAACUGACAACAUAUUCCUUUUAGGAAACAAAAAUAACCCAGAUAACGCAUAACGAAAGGGGAUUAGAAUAGUGAUUAUGAUUGCAGAUUAGUCUUAACUUAAAAGUAUUCGAUUU
Messenger RNA from Anoplophora glabripennis (Asian longhorned beetle), 1297 nucleotides. RefSeq names its product synaptotagmin-11. Gene Ontology annotation, molecular function: SNARE binding; phosphatidylserine binding; calcium-dependent phospholipid binding. The annotation marks the transcript as partial. Lineage: Eukaryota; Metazoa; Arthropoda; Insecta; Coleoptera; Cerambycidae. The transcript is spliced from 6 exons. Gene Ontology annotation, cellular component: synapse; axon; membrane. Gene Ontology annotation, biological process: vesicle fusion; calcium-ion regulated exocytosis; regulation of dopamine secretion. The record is from RefSeq and is a predicted model, not a curated record.